Messenger RNA from Striga asiatica, 1076 nucleotides. NCBI's taxonomy places the organism in Eukaryota, Viridiplantae, Streptophyta, Magnoliopsida, Lamiales, Orobanchaceae. The record is from the annotation of a GenBank genome assembly.
AUUUUGAACACGUAGAAGCAUCCAAUAACAUUCGUCCACGUGUUAAAAGCAAAACAAUGUCCAAUGACACGGUAUAGCAAGAUCAUCGUCGACGAAAGACUUGAGUCUAGUCUUCAUUCAAAAAACCUGAAAGUCCGAGUAAAACCCGGAAAUCCAACCCAGAUCUGGUUUCAUGAAGAAGAAAGGUGGAAUUAUCAGGUGCGGCGCGGCCGCGUAUUCUUUCUUGUUGCUCCUUCUUUUGAGCACGGCGAGCCGUAUCUCGGCGCUGUCCGUGACGGUGGACGACGUUGAGUGCAUAUACGAAUACGUAUUGUACGAAGGCGACACGGUUUCGGGGAAUUUUGUGGUUGUAGAUCAUGAUAUCUACUGGGGCAAUGAUCAUCCCGGCAUUGACUUUACUGUGACAUCUCCAUCGGGUAAUACUGUACACACGUUGAAAGGAACAUCUGGAGAUAAAUUCGAGUUUAAGGCUCCGAAAAGUGGAAUGUACAAAUUCUGUUUCCAUAAUCCUGAAUCCACACCCGAAACAGUCUCUUUCUACAUUCAUGCGGGCCAUAUUCCCUCCGAACAUGACCUGGCGAAGGAUGAGCAUCUGGACCCCAUUAAUGUUAAAAUCGCUGAAUUGCGGGAGUCACUUGAAUCUGUUACUGCAGAGCAGAAGUACUUGAAAGCACGUGAUGCGCGUCAUCGGCAUACAAAUGAAAGCACAAGAAAGCGUGUGAUAUUGUACACAGUUGGGGAAUACCUUCUGCUUGCACUCGUGAGUGGGUUACAGGUUGUGUACAUACGUCGCUUGUUCAGCAAGUCAGUCGCAUAUAACCGUGUUUGAUGAAAUUUGCCCCUGAAAAGAUUAGAUUUCCAUGUGAAAGUUGGAGAUGACUGCCUGUCCCAAAUUAUAUAGGAGGUCCUGUGUACUUAUAUGUGUUAUUUUUUUGACAUGGUUGGGUAUGCAUUGGAUUUUCUGCCACUAUUUAAUGUAUUUUAAAAAUCAAAAUGUUCAGCUCCCAAUAAUGAGUCGUUUUACAGCCUGAAUUAUGAGGCCCAAGUUUCAACUAGUUUUGCAAAGUGAGCUCAAG